This is a messenger RNA of Spinacia oleracea (spinach), 3289 nucleotides long. RefSeq names its product probable alpha,alpha-trehalose-phosphate synthase [UDP-forming] 10. Bases 332 to 2923 code for a protein of 863 amino acids. NCBI's taxonomy places the organism in Eukaryota, Viridiplantae, Streptophyta, Magnoliopsida, Caryophyllales, Amaranthaceae. The record is from RefSeq and is a predicted model, not a curated record. Gene Ontology annotation, biological process: trehalose biosynthetic process. The transcript has 4 exons. Gene Ontology annotation, cellular component: cytosol. Gene Ontology annotation, molecular function: trehalose-phosphatase activity.
UUUCUUCCAUCUUUAUCCAAUAAGUUUCCCUUUAUAUUUAUUUUUAUUUGAAUAUACUGAUCCCUAAUUAUAUUUAAGUGAAUUUAUGUUCUUCUUAUCAAAAAAGUAACCAAACCCCAAUUAAAAAAACUCGAUCCAGUAUUUUAUUGUGUUUGUAUAAAUAUAUACGAGUAAUUACUUGACAAAGAUCUUCACUUUCUCUCUCCAUCUCCCCCUGUCCCUCUGUCUUCUUCUUCUCAAUCUCUAAAAUUGUGUAGAAAUUGAUGAAAGGUAAUCGCUUGUUUAUUUUGCUUCAGCUGCUUCAAGCUCCAUUUUCGGAUCAGUUUCAGUCAUGUCGUCAAAAUCAUAUACAAGCUUCCUGGACUUAGCAGCUGGAGGGUAUCUGGAUUUACCUCAAACUCCCAGAAACCUUCCCAAGGUGAUGACUGUCCCUGGUGUUAUACCUGAUGCAGACUCCACCGAAAGUAAAGAUGAUAUUUUAGAUGCUUCCACAUCGAGAUAUCGUGACAGAAAAAUUGUAGUGUCGAAUUUUCUCCCAAUAAAUGCUCAAAAGGACCCUAAAUCUGGUAAAUGGAGCUUCAGUUUAGAUGAUGAUUCACUUUACUUGCAUUUGAAAGAUGGGUUCUCACCUGAAAGCGAAGUUUUCUAUGUGGGGUCAUUGAAAGUGGAUGUUGAUGUAAAAGAGCAAGAGGAAGUUGCACAAAUUUUGCUAGAGAAUUUUCGUUGUGUGCCUACGUUUCUCCCAGCAGAUUUGCAGAAGAAGUUCUACCAUGGGUUUUGCAAGCAAUAUCUUUGGCCCCUCUUUCAUUACAUGCUUCCUAUGUCACCUGAUCACGGGUCCCGUUUUGACCGUGGCCUUUGGCAAGCCUAUGUUUCAGCCAACAAGAAGUUUGCAGACAAAGUCGUUGAGAUACUGAAUCCCGAGGAUGACCUUGUUUGGGUUCAUGACUAUCAUCUGAUGCUGCUACCGACAUUCUUAAGAAGGCGGUUUUACAGAGUUAAGCUUGGUUUCUUUCUUCAUAGUCCGUUUCCAUCAUCAGAAAUUUACCGGACUUUGCCCGUUAGAGAUGAAAUCUUGAAAGCGUUUCUGAACUCAGAUUUAGUCGGAUUUCAUACGUUUGAUUAUGCUCGGCAUUUUCUCUCAUGUUGUAGCAGACUGCUCGGGUUGGACUAUGAAUCCAAACGGGGAUAUCUCGGGAUUGAUUAUUUUGGCAGGACGGUAUUUGUUAAGAUAUUACCUGUUGGGUUGCAGCUUCGUCGCCUUGAAGUUGCCAUGAACCAUCCUUCUGCAUCUGUUAAAGUCAAAGAGAUCCAAAAGCAAUUUGAGGGGAAAAAGAUAAUUCUCGGUGUUGAUGACAUGGAUAUAUUUAAAGGAAUCAGUCUAAAAUUGUUGGCUGCUGAGCACCUUUUGAACCAGCACCCGGAGUUGCAGGGAAAACUCGUCUUGAUCCAAAUCGUGAACCCUGCAAGAAGUACCGGGAAGGAUGUUCAGGAAGCAAAGUCAGAGACAUAUGAGAUAACCAAAAGGAUCAACAUGAAAUUCGGGUUUCCGGGUUAUGAGCCCGUCAUCUUGAUCGAUCGACCCGUGCCUCUUUACGAGAAGACUGCGUACUAUGCAAUGGCGGAAUGCUGCAUUGUGAAUGCUGUUAGGGAUGGGUUGAACCUUACUCCAUAUAAGUAUGUCAUUUGCAGACAAGGAUCUCCUAAAAUUGAUGAAGCAAUGGGAGUUUCCCCAGGUGAAACUCGUUCAAGUAUGCUUGUUGUCUCGGAGUUUGUUGGAUGCUCACCAUCUCUUAGUGGUGCUAUCAGGGUUAAUCCGUGGAAUAUUGAGGCCGUUGCAGAUGCAAUGAAGAUGGCUAUAAGUAUAUCUGAAUUAGAGAAACAGUUGAGACACGAGAAGCAUUACCGUUAUGUUAGCUCUCAUGACGUGGCGUACUGGUCCCGCAGUUUUGUGCAGGAUUUGGAGCGGGCGUGUAAGGACCAUUAUAACAAACGUUGUUGGGGAAUCGGUUUCGGGUUGAGUUUUAGGAUUCUCGCUCUUUCUCCGUCCUUUAGGAAGCUCUCGGUUGAAUACGUGGUUUCUGCAUACAAGAAGGCAACAAAAAGGGCAAUAUUCUUGGAUUAUGAUGGAACCGUUGUCUCUGAUAUGUCCAUUGUCAAAACUCCUAGUUCCGAGCUUAUAUCUGUACUGCAAAAUCUUUGUAGUGACACAAAAAACACUGUUUUCAUUGUUAGUGGCAGGGGACGUGAUUCUUUGACUGAAUGGUUAUCCCCUUGUGAUAAGUUGGGAAUAGCUGCUGAACACGGGUACUUCUUGAGGUGGAAGCAGAACUGUGACUGGGAGAUUAGCACGGUUACUACAGACGAUGACUGGAAAAAAAUAGCGGAACCUGUGAUGCAGCUUUAUACAGAAUCAACAGACGGAUCCACCAUAGAGAGCAAGGAGAGUGCUAUAGUAUGGCACCAUCAAGACGCAGACCCUGAUUUUGGCUCGUGUCAGGCCAAAGAAUUGUUGGAUCAUUUAGAAAAUGUCCUUUCUAAUGAACCUGUCGUUGUUACUAGGGGACACAAUAUCGUUGAAGUUAAGCCUCAGGGAGUUAGCAAAGGGUUGGUGACAGAGAGAGUACUUUCAGAACUAACAAAUGACGGGAAGGCACCAGAUUUCCUGCUGUGUAUAGGUGAUGAUCUAUCCGAUGAAGACAUGUUUGAGAGUAUAUUGAGCAAAGCUUCUUGUAGUACAUCUACAGGUAGUGUGCCUGAGAUUUUCGCGUGCACUGUUGGUCAGAAACCGAGUAAAGCCAAGUACUAUUUAAAUGACACAAAGCAUGUGAUGAGACUGCUUCAAGGCUUGACAUUUGCUUCUAACGGGAAGCCACCCGAGUGUAUUCCACCAUGCCAAGUCUCCUUCGAGAGCUUUGCUUAAGAUGUUGCUCGGUUUGCCACAAAACAUGAUGAUAUACGGGGAUUCUUUGAAUAUGGUAGGAACGCGUGAGUUUUUUUUGGGUUUUUGGGGUUGGUAUGAUAUAAUUCGGGGUGUAGUUCUUACUCUAAAUUAGGUUUUGGAGGAGGUUUAGAUGUUGAUAAUGGGGGUUAGAUUGCCUUACUGGAUAACCCAAAAAAGUAAAUGGUUUGUAUAUGUUUUUCUUUUAUGGAAUUUUCUCAUAACAGGAAAACUUGGAGUCUUCUGAUACAUUAGAGAACAUAAACUGUUCUUCCAUACCACCCUAAUCUUUUGUCCAAAUGGAACCUUUUGUAAAUAUUCCCCAUAUUUGAAGAGUUUUUCUUAGAA